Centruroides sculpturatus (bark scorpion) is the source of this 1104-nucleotide messenger RNA. RefSeq lists its product as uncharacterized. Gene Ontology annotation, molecular function: protein binding. NCBI's taxonomy places the organism in Eukaryota, Metazoa, Arthropoda, Arachnida, Scorpiones, Buthidae. The record is from RefSeq and is a predicted model, not a curated record. Bases 1 to 1104 code for a protein of 367 amino acids. The transcript has 4 exons.
AUGGGUCCAAAAGCUCCCUUCUUGUCGGCUCAAAGAAUGGCCAAAAGUGCAAAAACGACAGUUGAAAAAAUAACAGAAAUAGUUCCAGUAACGCAAAGCAGCUCUAUCUUAAUCACAGAAUUACCAGAAAUAAUAAUGUUUUAUGUAUUUCAAUACUUAGACGAUAGAAACUUAGAUAUAUGCAGCCAAGUGUGUAGCCAAUGGAGAGAUAUCAUCGAACACAUGAUGAAUCACAGAGUAACAAUGAUCUCAAGGAAAAUCCCUCUUAACGUAAUAAACUCCGUAAUCUACGAAUCGGAAAAACUACAUCGUUACGCUGAGUUCGGCGAUAAUUUUCAAUACAAUUGUUUCGUUUUCGGUGACGAAUCUGUACGUAAUUUUCAUUCUCAAUAUAAAUAUGUUUAUCUGGGACAUCUUUAUGUAGGGAUUGCAUACCCAAUUAAUGAAGAUGAAAUACGCUCUUUUACUGAACGUUGUAAGUUCUCAUCAAUAGAAGAAACAACCGAAAUACAAAUAUCAAUGUUUCCAAACAUUCCGGAUUUCAAUAUUUUUAAUUAUCCGUUCAAACUCGUUGGAAACGAAUCUAUGCUUUCUGACAAAUCAUGUUUAAAGAAUGAAAUAAAGAAAGUAUGCCACAAAAUGAACAUAACGGACGAAGAAAUUAAAUGUUUCAUUUUGUACAAAGAUUUUGCAGUAUGUCCAUACGAAGACAAAACUAAACCUUUCAUAAAUUACUCAAUACACAGAGAUGUAUACAGACUCACAGUAUUUUAUGGGAAGAGAGCAAAUGCUUUCGGUGUUUUUAUUCUUCCAGACGAAACUUGUUAUAAAACUGCCAAAAGAAAAUUGGAGAAGCUGAAACAUUCUGAACUCAAAAUGGUACAGAAGAGAUGUUUCGCGUAUAUUUUCCAUGAUUCGUGUAUGAAGUGCCUCGAUACAGCAACUCGAGCAUUUAGAGAAGUGUUUCCUCUAGUGAACUACGUUACUUAUAAGUUUUUUCCCUACUAUGUAUCAAUCAUUGCAAGGAAAGACGAGUAUUUUUGUGUAGAAACAAACACUCCGACGCACUGCAGAUUUUCAAUAAUAGUUUUCGUAUGGUGGUAA